AUGCAGGAGCAGCACCAGCAGCAGCAGCAGGGCGGGGAUGCCUCGGCGGACAAGGAGGUGAUGGCUAUCCUUUCCAGCCCGGCCCAGCAAAAGAAGUUCGUCGUCAAGCCGCAGCCCCGCCCCGGCGGAGCGUUCCCCGCAUCCCCGGCGGCCAACGGCAACGCCGCUUUCGUCCCGCCUUCUUCUGUGGCCGCGCUGGGCAGUGAUCUCCGGGAUACCACCGCUGCCCUACCGGGGGGGCGUUGCGGAGCUGUGGAGGCGGUUGUUGGUGGGGGCGGUGGCGCGGGGGGGAUUGGUGCCGUUGAUGCUACCGGACCGGCCGCUCCGUCGCCGCCGCAGACACCGGGGCUGCCGAAACCGUCCAGCGCUUCGUGGGACCCGCACGUGCAGAGCUCGAGCAGUGCGUUUUCCGUCCCGGCUGGCAGGGGCGGCGGAGGCGGGAGGGCGGAAGGGUCAGGAGGCGUCGGGGCUGACGGUGGCGGUGGCGGUGGCGAUGGCGGCGGAGGGGUGUGCAGCGCUGGGAUUGGAUCCUUGAGUCUUGGAGGCUUUCGAUCUGUCGGCGGCGGCCCCUUCCAGGAUCGCGCGCCUUUGUCCCACCAGGCGGCCUCCGGCGACGACCGCAGCAGCACCCGCCGGCAGGGAAGGGGUGGCGGCAGAACCCCAGGCCCGACUCGAGGCCCGCGGUAUCCGCUCGAGGACUCCACGCUAGGUCACAAUUCCGGUGCUCUGGGAGGUGGAGCAGAGACCGAGGGCAUGAUGAUGCAGUCGAGCGAGGAUUUCAGCCACUCCGAAAGCGCCGCCGCAGCAGCGACAGCGACAGCCGCCGCCGCGGUGAUACCGGGCGGCCUUCACCUCCCGCUAGCGUACGAAGGAUACGGCGGUGGCGGCGGCGGUGGCGUUGCCUACGAACAGCGGGGCGAUGCUAGCAGCUACGGCAGCCGCUCUGCAGCUGCAGGUGCGGGCGGUAGCGGCGGCGAACCCUUCGCGCAUGCUCACGACCAGCGCCUGCAUCGCGGCGGCGGUGGCAGUGGCGCGGGGGGCGUCGGUCAGCAAGCUGCACGGAGAGGAGCGGACGACGGCGGAGGAGGAGGAGGAGGACGAAGCGAGGGGGGGUUACCUCGGCCGGGCAGCAACGGCGACGUGACGGGGCUCCGGAGGUCGUUCGACUCGGGGCUUGCAGCAGCGGCGGGGGGGCACCAGCUGCCGUCGAUGGCGACGGAGAAGCCGCCACCGGGCGCGGCCGCGGAGGGGAAUGCCGUCCACGGCGGCAGCAGUACGGCGGGCCCCCCGGUAGACAAUUGGGGGAUUCUGCAGUACGGGCUCACGCUCGAGGACCCGGUGGCUGGGCACGGGUCGGAUGCCCCGUCGGCGGCGGCGGCGGACGGAAGCCAACGGCAGCAGCGUUUGAGCGAGAAGAUGGAUUCGGCGGGCCGGUCGACUGCCGCGGAGGGGAGGGGCGGUGGUGGUGGCCAAUUUUCUGGGGGAGAUACGGGCGGGGGUACCAGGGGGAGCGGUAGGCUGGGGGGCCAGGGUGCGUCCUCCUCGUCGUCUGCGAGCGUCGCGAUGAUGAUGGGAUCGUUGUCCAUAGCAGGAGACCAGUCGGCGGCGGGCCAGCGGUACGGGGCGGGGAAUGAGCUUGGUCGUGGCGGCGGCGGCGGCGGACAGCCCGAGGACGGCGUCAACUUCGCUGACGACUACGAUCUUGUCGGCCCGCCCGACGGGGGCGGUGGCGGUAGCUUCGGCUUUCUAGAUACCCCUCCUCCCUCCAACUACGAGCCACGACACGACGACCGCGCCCCGCUGCAGCAGCACCACCAGCAGGAGCAGGAGCAGGAGCGACAGCAGUCGACGGCUCCUCGUACUCCUCUUCACCCCCGGCGAGGGGUGGGCGGAUCGCCGUCUCUAACCCCCCAACCGAGACGUCUCCCGCACGACGUUGGGGGCUUUCCGGCGAGCGGCGCCUCCGCCGCCACGGGCGGAGGGGGGGGGGGGAACGUGACCGCGAUGAGCACCGACCACCUGCACGGCAGCGGCAGCAACGGCGCCGUGGGUGGAGGAGCCCCCCUGGCGAGCGGCCUGCUCCGGUGGUCCUUCCCCCCGCCCGGAAUGCCGGGACACCCGGGAGGGGUCACCGGCGAGGGGGACGGAGCCGGCGGGGGUCCCAUGCCUUCGGGCUUGGGUCGUUUGAGCGGGCUGGGGGCGCUGAGUGGGGUAGGUGUGUCCGCGGGCGAUGUCGGCGGUGGCGGCGGCGACGAGAGGAGCGGCGGUGAGCGCGGGGAAGGGCAGCAUUGGUCGUCGACCGUGCAACCGGUGGCGGCGGAGUAUGGCGUCUCCAGGAGGCUCGACUACGGCGAAGGGGGUGGGAUCGGCGAGGAACAAGGGGGCGGCGACGCUGGCGCACGAGACAGGAGAGGAGGAGGAGGAGGAAGAGGAGGAGGCUUAUCGGGUUCUGUCGACAGCCACCAGUAUGCCUUGCUGCGUGGGCAGCGCCGUGAACUCGAGUAUCGCGGAGGACUCUCUCGCGGAGGCGGGGAGGACGGCGCAGCAGGAGCCGGCGACUAUCACUACGGCUCCACGCCGUUUGACGGAGGUAGGGACGGGGGCGAAGGCGGCCGCCGGGGCGGGCUGGGUGUCGGGGGCAGCGGCGGCGGCGGCGAGUGUGGUGGCGCUGCUGCUUCCGGUCGUCAUGCGGUGCAGGCUACUACCGGCCGGCAGGAGGCGGCGGGUGGUGGUGGUGCAGCGACAGCGGCCGCGGCAGCGGCAGCGGCAGCAAGCUUUCCUCGUCGCUACGACUACGUUGAGUACAGCACGCCGAUGGAGUUCCAGCAAAAGCAGCAGCAGCAGCAGCGAGCACUGCCGGUGGCGGCGGCAGAGCGGGCCGGGCGCCAUAUGGCGGGGGGUAGCGGCGCCGGCGCCGGCGGUAGAGAGCUGGAUUUUUCGGACGGCUACACGGCGCACAGGAACACCUCCUCCGGCGGCCCCCAGGUCACGAGGCACAACGUGCGCUACGACCCCGCGUACGACGGAAACCCUAGCGGAGGCGUGCCCUUUGAGGGGGAAGGGGCCCCGUACGGAAGAGGCAGGGGUGGCGUCACCGGCACCGGUGUGCGGGUCGGCAGCAGAAGCGUUGCUGGCGGGGCGGGCGGGGGGAUGUAUGACGGUGGCAGCCACCUGUACGAGCAAGGGGGGGCCCGGGGAGGAGAAGAGGACGGUGCCCCCUAUGACGUUGGCGGGGGCGGCAACGCCGUGGCUUCUUCAUCUCAGGGAUACGACGGCCGUGGCGGCGGUGGUGGCGGCGGCGGCGGGGGCGCAGGGGAGGAUGGGAGCGGAGCAGCAGCCCGGAGCCGGCGGCUACGGCGUGCCGUCCCCUCAGAGAAAAGGGAGGGGGGUGCCGGAGAGAAUGAUGGCGGGACGAGGGCCGCAGCAGCAGCAGCAGAUGUACGGCGCUGGUUCGGGUCCUGCCCACCCUCCGCUUCAGGGGCAGGGCAGGCGGGCGUGGAGGGCGUAGCGGGGGCGAGGGCGGGGGGGUCUCGCGGCAACAGCCCCCACCGGCAAGCGCCCCCCGCGAGGAUGUACGUGUCCGACCCCAAGUUUUCUGCGGGCGGGGCCGGCGGCGGUGGAGGAGGAGGAGGGCGGUACGGUUACCCGGAAGGUGGGGGCCCCGGCAGAGGGGAUGGCGGUGGGGGUAUGAUGCAAAGGCCGCCCGGCCAGGGGAUGUACGGGCGCCAGCAGCACCAGCAGCACGGAGGCGUCGGGUUGCUGGUCGGGCAGCAGCUAUAG
This is a messenger RNA of Ectocarpus siliculosus, 3780 nucleotides long. The record is from the annotation of a GenBank genome assembly. Lineage: Eukaryota; Phaeophyceae; Ectocarpales; Ectocarpaceae.